Messenger RNA from Mollisia scopiformis, 2041 nucleotides. Its product is annotated as alpha-L-rhamnosidase. Bases 337 to 1938 code for a protein of 533 amino acids. The record is from RefSeq and is a predicted model, not a curated record. Lineage: Eukaryota; Fungi; Ascomycota; Leotiomycetes; Helotiales; Mollisiaceae. Gene Ontology annotation, biological process: carbohydrate metabolic process. The transcript has 2 exons.
GUGAAAAACGUGACUCCUCUUAGCGUCGCCUGCUACCUGCCGAUGUUGCAUCAUCUUUCAUCUGGUUGGUAAUGCAUCGUACUUAAUACCUUGGCCUACCAUUGAAGUUUGCGACCUCUUCCAGUCGGGGAAGAUCGAGACGAAAUCUAAAAGAAGAGCGUCGCCACUGAAAGACGCUUUUCGUUGUCUCUACCCUUCGUCAGCCAUCUUCUGGACGAGUUAGCAAAGCUCUACUUGACGCCUAGACAAGAUCCUUUCCUUUCUCUCAAAUUGCCGCGAGUCACUGCCUCACGGCCUUGAUCUCAAGAAGAGUCUCCGAGCCGAACUUCAAUAGCAAUGGCGUCCAAAAAGACAAACAUCAACACCAAAUUUGCAGAAAAGGCUGAAGCGCUGAAGCCCGAAUUGCAUGAACGAAUAGUUCAUCCCCUUUCCGUCAUAGAAUUCGUCCCCGAUCAAACAGCCUUCUUCAAAUGCAAGGCAAUUGAAACUCACACAAUCCAAGACUUACCAAGUCUCUCAUUCGGAAAGGACGACCAAAUUAUCUUAGAUUUCGGCUCUCAUCAUGUUGGCUACCUCUCCUUCCAUGUUGGCGUUGACGCAGUCGAUGUCGAUGCUCCUACAAGAUUACGAUUAACAUUCGGAGAAAUUCCAUACGAUGUCACGGAGGAUCUUCAUCCAUCCAAGGCUGGAAUAAGCACCAGUUGGCUUCCAGACGAAAUUAUUAAUGUGGACUGGCUUCCUACAGACGUUAAAAUGCCACGAAGAUAUGCCUUUCGAUAUCUCAAGAUUGAAGUGCUAGAUACCUCCCAAAGAUACAAAGUUCGCUUCCAAAACGUUAAAGUUCGAGCUGUGAGUGCAAUUUUGCCUGCAGUCAAAGUUGAGGCUUUGAUAACUACGGACAAAAAACUCAACGAAUUGGAUCGCAUCAGUCAAGCUACUUUACGGGACUGUGCUCAAACUGUCUUUGAAGAUGGACCUCGUCGAGAUCGAAGAUUGUGGCUUGGUGAUCUCAGAUUACAAGCUCUGACAAAUUAUUGUACAUUCAAGGACUUCAGGCUCGCCAAAAGAUGUCUCUAUCUCUUUGCAGCUUUGCCUCGAGAAGAUGAAAGUCUGCCAGCUUGUCUCUUCGAAAAGCCAAAAUUAUCAGCUGCUUCAGAUUACAUCGUGGACUAUGAUGCACUCUUUGGUCCAACUGUUUAUGAUUACGCUCUUGCAUCUGGCGAUUUGGAAACAGCAAGAGAAUUGUGGACAACCGUCUUGGGAAGCAUGAAAAUGCCCAUGAGCCAUCUGGACAAGAACGGAAAGUUUGACUCGAGAGCUACAGAAGCCUGGAAAUUCCUUGACUGGUCUGAGGGCUUAGAUACAAAUGCUGGCAUGCAUGGACUUGUUUUGUAUUGUUGCAAAAAAGUCAACAAACUUGCGAAAUUGAUCGGAGAGGAACCUCCAUACUUGGAUAUUGUGGAGAGGAUGACUGGAGCUACAUCUUCUUUCUACAAUAAGACUCUUCGGGUUUUUGUAAGUGGUCCAGAAAGGCAAGUAUCCUGGAUAAGCCAAGCAUGGAUGGCGCUGUCUGGAGCCGUGGACUCACACAUCUCUCUGGAAGCAAUCAGAACGGCAAUGAAAGAUAGCAAAGCUCUCAAACCGCUGACUCCAUACGCCUACCAUCAUGUUGCCGAAGCUCUUGCUCGAUGCGGUGGUGAAGCUGAUUGUUUGAAGCUCAUGAGAGACUAUUGGGGAGGUAUGGCUCGAGCUGGCGCAGAUACCUUCUGGGAAUGUUUCGAUGCUGAAGAUUCAAGGAGAAGUCCAUAUGGAGACUGUCAUAACAACAGUUAUUGUCAUGCUUGGAGUUGCACUCCAAGCUACUUGCUCAGAGUGGUGCUGAAUGAAUAUUUCAAAGUUGAAGCUCACAAUUGGACAAGGCUGACGGACCAGAAAUAAGAUAAUAUGACUCGAUUGUGCCGCGCUAGCAGGCACGUUAAGAUUCUCCCAGUCGUAUAACUUGGCAAAUCAUCUUCAAGCUAACGAGGCAAUAUUUUCUCUU